AUGUCAGAGAUCACGAGACUGAUGCAAGAAGAGGUGACGUUAGGUGAGGUUCCGGGGACAAGAGAAGAAGAGGAAUUUUCGGACGACAAACUCGUGUUGGAUAUAUGUUGGAAAAGGAAGAGAUCCGAUGAAAAAGAAGAAAAAAUAUUUGUGGAGAAAGAUAACAACGAAUUCAAAACACCGACUCGUCCGGAGAAUAGAAUCCUUAAGGUCAGACAAUGCCCACCGGCGCCAACGAAAGGAGUUAAGAUAUACAGAGGUAAAACAAUAUCGUGUCGGAGACAGUUGAGUUUCCCACCGAAAAAUGCCGUCAGCUCGUUUAUAACGGAUUUGCAGUGGAGAACAAUUAAAAGAGAGAGAGAUAUUAAUAUUAGUUUUACAUGA
This is a messenger RNA of Eruca vesicaria subsp. sativa (arugula), 384 nucleotides long. The record is from the annotation of a GenBank genome assembly. NCBI's taxonomy places the organism in Eukaryota, Viridiplantae, Streptophyta, Magnoliopsida, Brassicales, Brassicaceae.